This is a messenger RNA of Symphalangus syndactylus (siamang), 986 nucleotides long. RefSeq names its product NAD(P)HX epimerase (gene NAXE). Gene Ontology annotation, molecular function: NAD(P)HX epimerase activity. NCBI's taxonomy places the organism in Eukaryota, Metazoa, Chordata, Mammalia, Primates, Hylobatidae. The record is from RefSeq and is a predicted model, not a curated record. Gene Ontology annotation, cellular component: mitochondrion.
CGCACAUGCGCCGGGGUCGGGCCGGGCUGGGCCGGGCCGGGGGGCGUGCGCUCUGCGAGCUGGAUGUCCGGGCUGCGGGCGCUGCUGGGCCUCGGGCUGCUGGUUGCGGGCUCGCGCCUGCCGCGGAUCAAAAGCCAGACUAUCGCCUGCCGCUCGGGACCCACCUGGUGGGGACCGCAGAGGCUGAACUCGGGUGGCCGCUGGGAGUCAGAGGUCAUGGCGAGCACAGCGGUGAAAUACCUGAGCCAGGAGGAGGCCCAGGCCGUGGACCAGGAGCUAUUUAACGAAUACCAGUUCAGCGUGGACCAACUUAUGGAGCUGGCCGGGCUGAGCUGUGCUACAGCCAUCGCCAAGGCAUAUCCCCCCACGUCCAUGUCCAGGAGCCCCCCUACAGUCCUGGUCAUCUGUGGCCCGGGGAAUAAUGGAGGAGAUGGCCUGGUCUGUGCUCGACACCUCAAACUCUUUGGCUACGAGCCAACCAUCUAUUACCCCAAAAGACCUAACAAGCCCCUCUUCACUGCAUUGGUGACCCAGUGUCAGAAAAUGAACAUCCCUUUCCUUGGGGAAAUGCCCUCAGAGCCCAUGAUGAUUGAUGAACUGUAUGAGCUGGUGGUGGAUGCCAUCUUUGGCUUCAGCUUCAAGGGCGAUGUUCGGGAACCGUUCUACAGCAUCCUGAGUGUCCUGAAGGGACUCACUGUGCCCAUUGCCAGCAUCGACAUUCCCUCAGGAUGGGACGUGGAGAAGGGAAACUCUGGAGGGAUCCAGCCAGACUUGCUCAUCUCCCUCACAGCCCCCAAAAAAUCUGCAGCCCAGUUUACUGGUCGCUACCAUUACCUGGGGGGUCGUUUUGUGCCACCUGCUCUGGAAAAGAAGUACCAGCUGAACCUGCCACCCUACCCUGACACCGAGUGUGUCUAUCGUCUGCAGUGAGGGAAGGUGGGUGGGUAUUAUUCUCAAUAAAGACUUAGAGCCCCUCUCUUCCAGAA